AUAAAAAAACACUUUAUUAUGAUUUUUACUACUAAACGUAGGUGUUUCGGAAAAAUGAUUUAAACGCCUUGGUCCCCACUUGUCGGCGGCCAAUAAGGGUUGAAUAUAUUUUGGUAUAAGCCAUGGUUACCAACGCUUAUCAGAUGCGGUAUAAACAAGUACUUUAUCUAUAAUGUGAUAAGCAUAAUAAAAACAGCGCGCAGGCCACGGUUGACGAGUUGUGAAAUAUAAUUAUUAGAGAAUAUUAUUGUUAGAAAAUAUAUACAGUUACUGUAAAUCGUAGUAACUAGUGUCAUACCACAUCAUGUGUGAAUGUAACUCCCUUGCUACCCGAAGGCAAAGUAUCUUUGGUAGACAUUUUCCUGGACAGGAUGAAAUCAAGGAUACUGGGAUUAAAGAGUUACUGAGAUUUAUAAAGAAAUCAGGACUAUUCAACUUAGAAGGUUAUUAACUAAGCAGGACAUGGGCAUGACAAACUAUGUGAAACAGGACUUCGGUAUUUUACAAUCAAGAAGCAGUCAUGAUGGACUGGAUGUACGAUGGUAUCAAGGUCGAGAAAGAAGAUUAUCUUUUGGGACGAAAAGUCGACAAAAAUUUCGGCGACAAUUCUGGUAAAGAAACAUUUUUACCCACUCCAAUAUGCUUGGCAGAGUAUAAAUUCUCACAAGUGGACAUGUCUAAGAAAAUCUCUGAGGAUCUAUUGGUGAAAAUUAAGAAAAGAGAAAUUGAAUGCACUCGAAAACUUCUGCAGAAUCCGAUGCGUUUGAAAAAACAACAAAAUACUAAACUGUUUCAAAAAAACGGAAUUGACGACCAUCAAUUGGACAUGAUCCUUGUAAGCCGUUUGAAAUCGUAUGAGAAGGCCGGACUUGAUCUUGCACAAAUAUUGUCAAUCACUAAACAUAAAAAGAAGCAUAAGGAAGAUAUUAAAGAGACUGAAAAAGAAUUGACUGAUAAAAUAAAUAAUGAUAGGCAAAGAAAACAAAGAAACAAAUCGGCCAGUUUGGACAGAGAAGUUCCUGGUCACAGCCCGUAUAAAGACCAACGACAAGAAGUAAAUAGAAAAUACAACCAGAGGUGGUCUGUUAGUAGUGAAUCGAAUGGCAGUCCAAGUGAUCAAAAUACAAUGAUGAUGAUUCGAAAGACAACAAAAUCUAGGUACAAGGAAAGGAAUAGUUAUCACCAAAGUGGUAAGAACAAUGAUAGAAAGCGACAUAGGUCGCCGAGUUGUGAAAAAAAGUCCGAACAAACAAAUCCUAAACGGUAUGAGGCUGUAAAAAAUAAAAACCAAGUCAAAGACAGAUUGGGCAGUUCUGAUGAAGAAAUCCAGAAAAGGAAUUCAAAGAACUCUAAUUAUGAUUGUAAAAGUAGUAAUAACAGGAAUGAUCGAAAUAGAAAAAGUAGAUCGAGCAGCUCGAAACCACAUGACAAACAGAGAAAAAAAACUGAGCCGAAAAAGCACUAUGAUAACAACAAACAUGAGUCUAAAUUGUCAAGUGAUUCAGACUGUGAUAAAAGCAUAAAAGUUUUAAAACUAAAACCGAAACGGUGCCAUAGUAGUUCUGAAAGUAGUUUGUCAGACGCAGAGCAUAACAAGAAUGAAACCAAACCCAAAAAUUAUGGUCUGUUUGUCCCUGUUGCUCAAAAGUUAAAAAAAAAACCUUCAAAUAAUUCGUUGGUACCGUCCAAAGUAGCAAAUAGCCAAAAAGCUGAACUUGCCCGUCUCAGCGAGUCACUUAAAAAGAAGGGGAAAAUGACAGAUGAAGAGAUGGAGAAAUUGAGAAAAGAAAUGAUGCAUGAUGCUAAAAUUAGGGAUAAGGAGCGAUCUAGUAGUGUAAAACGUUACAGAAAAGUGGACGCAAAAGAAGAAGAAAAGCAAAAACCUUAUAGUAAAGAGUUUUUAAUCAAACAACUUGCACACGCAGCUUCACAGGUCAGCGUAGAAAGGAGUAUUAAGUCUAAUAUAAAUAAGUUGCAAAAAAAUCCUAGUAUGGCCGAUUAAAAUGUUAAAAAUAUUUUUCCAUUUAUUAUGACAAUUUGUUAUUUGACGCAGUUAUAUUU
Molecule: messenger RNA, 2061 nt
Organism: Adelges cooleyi (spruce gall adelgid)
Lineage: Eukaryota; Metazoa; Arthropoda; Insecta; Hemiptera; Adelgidae
Product: pre-mRNA-splicing factor CWC25 homolog
Exons: 7
Coding region: 521-2002 (493 amino acids)
Biological process (GO): mRNA splicing, via spliceosome
Cellular component (GO): U2-type spliceosomal complex
Source: RefSeq, a predicted model, not a curated record